UCUUGGUUGUAAGCAUGGCCAUCACUGCAACAAAGAUGGCUCUUAUUGUGGGUACACUUGGUGUGAUCUCUUUCAUAUUUGGAAUUUUUGCCGAGACUAAGAAGCCUGCAGGUGGCACCCCAAUUGCCGGGAAAGAUGUCAUCAUUUGCAAGUACCCAUCAAGUCCCACAGUUGUUUUGGGUUAUCUCUCAUUUUUGUUUCUUUUGGCUUCUACCGUGGUUGGCUACUUGUCACUCUUUCACCCUUACCAAAGAAAAUCAGUUCCAAAUUCUGUUCUGUUCAAAAGCACCAACUUCACCAUCUUCUUUAAUGUUGCUUUGUUUACAACUGGAUUAGGGGCAACCUUUCUAUUAUGGCCAACUUUAACAGAGCAAUUUCACCUGUCCCGCAAUGUCCAUCGCAACCUCAAAACAGAUUGCCCCACGGCUAAAACAGGCCUCCUUGGUGGUGGUGCUUUUGUGUCUUUGGAUGCAUCUCUCUUCUGGUUGGUUGCUCUUAUGUUAGCUAUCAAUGCAAGAGAGGAUUUCUUAGAAGAUGCACAAGAGGAACCUGUUAAGAGUGGAAACAGCCACACUAUCAUAACUAAUAUAUGACUAUGUAUAAUGUGGGUGUGUGAGUGACGCUUCUUCAAUCACUUGUCCAAGGAUCAAAUGUCAUUGGUGGGUGCAUUUCUACAAGGGCGAUUUUUGUAUAGCAAGCAACCUGGUGCUUGACUGCUUGGAGUUUUCAUUGUAAAUAUCAUUUUUCUGUUUGCUUAUUUUGUUUUCACUGCUUUUGAAUAUUGUUCUUCACUGCUUUUGAAUAUUGUUCUUCACAGCUCGAAUGGAAUGUGGAAUGGUAUUGUUUCAACUUACAA
Messenger RNA from Quercus robur (English oak), 856 nucleotides. RefSeq lists its product as uncharacterized. The record is from RefSeq and is a predicted model, not a curated record. Bases 15 to 593 code for a protein of 192 amino acids. The transcript is spliced from 3 exons. Lineage: Eukaryota; Viridiplantae; Streptophyta; Magnoliopsida; Fagales; Fagaceae.